This is a messenger RNA of Staurois parvus, 272 nucleotides long. The record is from the annotation of a GenBank genome assembly. NCBI's taxonomy places the organism in Eukaryota, Metazoa, Chordata, Amphibia, Anura, Ranidae.
AGCUGUGUCCAAUCACAGCUGAUCACUGAUCAUCAGAGCACUGAUGAUCAAUGUAGCCCCAGCAGUGCCACCUGUCAGUGUCCAGUGCCUUGUGCCAGUCAGUGCCACCUAUCAGUGCCAUGUAUCAGUGCUGCCUUUCAGUGCCCAUCAGUGAUGCCUGUCAAUGCCCAUCACUGCCACCUACCAGUACCUCCUCAUCAGUGCCCAUCACUGCAGCCUCAUUAGUGCACAUCAGUGAAGGAGAAAAAUCACUUAUUUACAAAAUUUUAUGA